AUGAGUUUGGACAACAGCACAGAAAACAAUGAUUUUGGGAAUUCUUCAGGUGAAUAUUUAAUAAAUCAUAUUCCAAGAGAUAUCGGGUUUUAUUGUUCUAUACCAUUCAUUAUUUUGGUUUUAACAACUCCAAAUGAGGAAAGAAAAAGUAUAAUCUACCCAAUUUACAAAACGAUAUGCAAUCUUAUCCUGGGCUAUUUUUCAAGUUAUAUCUACAUUCUACUUGCUGCUUUUAUGUAUACACGUUGUCUUGAUCCGGGAUUAAUUUUGGGAGUAUUUUAUGGAUUUCUUUUUGUGCUUCCUCAUAUAUUUGGUGGAAAUGGUAGCAAUAUGUUAUUUUUUCUACUCAUCGGCGUUCAAAGAAUUGUAGUUAUUUUGAAUUUUGACAAAUUGGAAAAGUAUGUACAAGGAAAAUAUUUGAAUCGAGCUCUUAAUUUUAUUAUUUUUUGGACAAUUGCUUUGAAUUUUAUUGAUUUGACAAAUUGUCCAAUUCAAAACUAUUGCGCAGUUUAUUCAACGAUAAAGAAUGAUUUUGAGUGUAAUAAAAACGCAUUUAUGACAUUGGUAAGAAAACAAGACGAUAAUUUCAACAAAAAUAUACGAAAUUGUUAUUUUUUCCAGAAAUCUAAAACCUCAUUUUAUACGUAUGCUUGUUUUGAUAUUAUGAUUCCAGCAGUCUCUCUUGCAAUACAUAUUAUUUUGCUUCAUGCAAUUCAUAAAAAUCGUCACAUUCUAUCAGAAACUCGACGUAAAUCAGAACUUGCUAUCAUUUUUCAAAACUUACCACUUUGUAUUUAUUUUAUCGCUCAGAUGAUUGGAAUUAUUUUUUAUUUUAUUAUUCAAACACCAAGUCCAUAUAUCCAGUCAUUGAUCAAAUCAAUGAUUUGCCGAGAUUCAACAAAUUUCAAUUCAUUUCCAGUGACAUAUACAAUUGCACAUUGGAAAAGACUUCGAAAUAUCAUGUGUUGUUGUAAAUGUUCCAAAAAUCGAGUUUAUAUUGAUAAUUUAGCAACUUCUGUUCCUGGAAAUUGA
This is a messenger RNA of Caenorhabditis angaria, 1032 nucleotides long. NCBI's taxonomy places the organism in Eukaryota, Metazoa, Nematoda, Chromadorea, Rhabditida, Rhabditidae. The record is from the annotation of a GenBank genome assembly.